Molecule: messenger RNA, 882 nt
Organism: Spodoptera littoralis (African cotton leafworm)
Lineage: Eukaryota; Metazoa; Arthropoda; Insecta; Lepidoptera; Noctuidae
Source: the annotation of a GenBank genome assembly
AUGUUUCGUCUACAGGUAACAAAGUUCGGUCCUGCUAUUUUGUCCCAAUUAAUGAAUAUUGGUAUUAGACUAAUCGUGACGAAACAAUGUCACAGUGUGUUCGGCAUCAUGGAUUUGAUACACCAGGAGAAGCCAGAACAUUUUUCGUUGUCCCAAGUUACGAGUGAACACCACGAUAUUGCUUUACAAGUGAUUAAGGAACAUUUUUUGAGUGAACAUGUUUUAGUACGAUCACGAAACAUGGACAUCUCCAACGACUGUGCACUUGAUGAGUAUCUCAUCAGUUUACUCAAACAAGGAAAUUCAAUAUUUGCGAGGGCGGACGACGGCACAAUAGCAGGACUUUGUGUCAACUUUGCCAGUAGCCCGAUUGACCCUAGGAACUUACGAAACUAUGCUUUUUAUAGACAGGAUCCUAACACCAAAGACUUCUUAUAUUUUACGGCAAAACUGCAGGAGACUCCUAACUUAUGGGACGUAUUCAAACAGAAAAAAGUUUAUGAGAUAAAAAUGUUAACAGUUCUACCAGAUUAUCGAAGACAAGGUCUAGGCGUAUUUAUGGCUGAAAAAAGUAAAGAGUUAGCUUACGAUCAAGGGUACAACGUUAUCCGCAUGGACUGCAUCAAUCCUUAUGACUACAAAAUCGCAGAACGUUGUAUGCUACAAUGUCUAGUAAAAUUUCCUCUACACAAGGUGCGUGGUGCCAAUGCACCGUUCAUAAAACGAAGUUCGGAGUUCAACCGAUUAGUCAGAGUUUACGUGGAUGCGCGUGCACAGCCUGACACGGACCGCACAACUGUCAAAAACAGACAACAAGAUCUUGAAAGUCUUAUAGAAUUGUUGGGUAAUUUAUUUAUUGAGAUUUUUUCUGAUCGACUCUAA